This is a messenger RNA of Culicoides brevitarsis, 1714 nucleotides long. It is a transcript of the gene Art3, whose product is annotated as protein arginine N-methyltransferase 1. The coding region runs from base 68 to 1588 and encodes 506 amino acids. Gene Ontology annotation, molecular function: protein-arginine N-methyltransferase activity. Gene Ontology annotation, cellular component: nucleus. Lineage: Eukaryota; Metazoa; Arthropoda; Insecta; Diptera; Ceratopogonidae. Gene Ontology annotation, biological process: peptidyl-arginine methylation. The transcript has 2 exons. The record is from RefSeq and is a predicted model, not a curated record.
GACUUCAAUAAAUAAAGAUUGGCACAUGUCGAUAGUCUCUAACUGAGUUUCUGGAAAGUAAACUAAGAUGUCUGAUAGUGAUGUACCUAGCCUUUGCAAUACAGCAAUCGAAAAAUCAGAGUCAGACGACGAGAAUGAAGAAGACUAUGAAGAAAUAGAAGUAGAACAGGAGCCUGUAGUUUGUUUAUUUUGUUCAUCUACUUUGGACACUAUUGAUUCAGGAAUUUCGCAUCUAAAAUUGGAACAUGACUUUGACUUUUCCAAACUUUGUUUAGAUCAAUAUUCGUACAUUAAGAUGAUUAACUAUAUACGAAAACUCAACCCCACUCCAGAGGAAUUAAAAAUAAAGGAUGGUCUUAUUCCCUGGGAAGAUGAGUCAUUUUUGCAACCGGGUAAAUUCGAGCCAUGGCUUACAUUUGACAUUGAAUCAUUUUCUAAUAAUUUUGGUGACGAAAAAAAUCACAGAAAGCCCUCAACUAAAAAGACCAUCACAUUGACAAUCGAUGAAUAUAAAGAAAUGAUCAACAAAAUAGAUGAACUUGAGAAUUUACUUCAAAUAUCUCGAAACAAUUUUCGAACUUUCCUGGAAAAUGAUUUAAACUUACUAAAAACAUCAAAUAACAAAACUGAUGACAAAGAUGACCAUCAAGAUGAGUCUUAUUUUAGUACGUAUUCUCAUUUCGGUAUUCACUAUGAUAUGUUAAGUGACAGCGUGCGGACAAAUAGCUACAGGCAAGCCAUAUUGAUGAAUAAAAAUCUUUUUGAAGGUCGUACUGUACUUGAUGUCGGGUGUGGAACUGGAAUUCUAAGCAUUUUUGCUAGCAAAGCAGGUGCAAAAACAGUUUUCGCAAUCGAUCAAAGUGAAAUAAUAUAUCAUGCAAUGGAUAUAGCAGAAUCUAACGGUAUCAAAAACAUUAAAUUUAUAAAAGGACGAUUGGAGGAUAUCAAGUUGCCAGUUCAAGAAGUGGAUAUAAUUAUAAGUGAAUGGAUGGGAUAUUUUUUGAUGUUUGAAGGGAUGCUAGAUAGCGUCAUUUAUGCUAGAAAAAACUAUCUUAGCCCUAAUGGAAUAUUACUUCCUGACAAAUGCAAUAUUAGCAUAGUUGGAUAUGGGGAUGUUGAACGACAUGAUGCCUUUGUCAAUUUUUGGAAUAACGUGUACGAUUUAAAAAUGGAAUGCAUGCAAAAAGAGUGUUUGAAAGAGGUCAGUGUUGAAACCUGCAAACCGGAACACGUACUCACAGAACCUGUUGUUGUCUGCAAUUUGUCAUUAAUGGAAGUUGACUUGGAUUAUUCAAACUUUGAAUAUAAAUUUUCAUUAAAGGUUACGCAUAGUGGAUCCUUAACAGCAUUCGUAGGUUAUUUUGAUACCUUUUUUCAGUUACCAACACCCAUAAUGUUUUCUACAUCGCCAAGUGCAAAGAGCACUCAUUGGCGUCAAGUUGUAUUUUAUUUUAGAACCCCUAUUGCAGUAAACAAAGGGGAAGAAAUCCAAGGAAUAUUCAUUUGUAGAAGAGGACGAAAAGACAUCCGUGGACUUAAUAUUACAAUUAAUGUUUUUGGACAAACUUGCAACUAUAUUCUGGACUAAAUAAAAAUGAAAUACCAAAUUAGGCCGCUAUAAAUCAAACUUUGAGGCAAAAAAAAAAAUAAAAAAGUUAAACAAUUCAUCAAAUAUUUCCGGUUUUUGGUCUUAUUUCAUAAAUUUUGAAUAGAA